AUGAGUAUGGCUUCAAGUGAUAGAAAGAACCAAGAAAAUUAUGGAACAAAUCGGAAGAAAAUUGGAAGAAAAGGAGAUGGAGUAUUUAGAUUGAAAGGAAGUAGAUUAGAAUUUGGUGCAAUUGAAACCGGAAGAGAGUGGGAGGGUGAACAUGGAAAAAAGUAUGUUAAAGACAGUUUGAAAUUGUGCAAAAUGCUUCAUGAUAUGUUAGUUCAACUUUCAAAAGAAUGCAAUAAUGAUGAAAAAAUCCUUAGAGAAUUACAAAUAACCGGGAUAUUAAACAAUAGAGCAUGUAAUCCACAAUCAGUAGAACCAGAUUUGGCCUUAAAUUUGGAAAUAGCAGACUUGAUUAAUCAGAAAAAACAAAACUAUCCACGGGAUGCAGCCAUGCAUAUAGUCAGACUUGUGAAUCAUCGAAACCCGACUGUUGCAUGGUUAGCUUUAACGCUCUUGGAUAUUUGUGUGAAAAAUUGUGGAUAUCCUUUUCAUCUACAGAUAGCAACCAAAGAAUUUCUGAAUGAACUAGUUCGUAAAUUUCCUGAAAAAUCACCUGCUAUCCCUAAUCCAAUACAAUUAAAAAUAUUGGAAUUUAUUCAAGAAUGGAAAAUCACAAUUUGUACAACUUCUCGACAUAAAGAUGACCUUGUUCAUAUCAAUGAUAUGUAUCGGUUAUUAGUAUAUAAAGAAUUAGAAGAAGAAGAUAGAGUUGCUCAAGCAGCGGUAGAAGGUAGACCUUCAGAUUUAGCAGAGGCUAAUGAACUUAUGAAAAUUAUGUCAGGAUAUAAUCAAGAGGCAAAACCAGAUUAUAAAAAACAGGCUAAUGAAGAAUUGGAAAACAUACAACAAAAAGCCAUACUUUUAAAUGAUAUGUUAAAUAAUAUCAAAUCUAGUGAAGAAACUAGUAAAGGUGAUAUAUUUGAGGAAUUGAUACAAUCAUGUAAAACUUCUCAACCGAAAAUUCAAAAAAUGAUUUCCGAAGAGGAAGACUCUGAAAGCAUUGAUCGUCUUUUAACCUUGAAUGAUUUGAUUAAUACUGUUUUGGCAAGAUAUGAAAAUAUUUUAAAAGGAAUAUUUGACCAACCUAAAGAACUGAACCAACAAUCUAUUUUACAACCAAAAGCGAAAGAAGAAACAAAAACAAAUAAUUCUGAUUCAUGGUUAAUUGAUUUGAGUGAACCUGAACCUGAACCACAAUUAGGUCAAAUCAGAAUCACUUCAAAUCCAACUACAACAACUUCUUCUUCCUCCUCAACAAAUGAACCAGCAUUAUACAAUUCAACUUCUUCUAAUAAAGGAUUUAGUCAUUGGUUCAAUUUAAAAAAUCAAAAUAAUACAACUUUUGUUGAAAAUUUUCCACUAAUGUCACCCACCACCAUUACAAAGCAGUCCUUGUAG
Entrophospora candida is the source of this 1395-nucleotide messenger RNA. Lineage: Eukaryota; Fungi; Glomeromycota; Glomeromycetes; Entrophosporales; Entrophosporaceae. The record is from the annotation of a GenBank genome assembly.